UGGCUGCAAUAAAAGGAGACAGUGAGAGGAGAAGGGCUCAUAUUUUGGCCUCCAGAGCACAGACGGUGUAACUUUCUUGCCAGGGUUUCACACAGCCUCCACACACACUCCAACCAUGUCCACUUACAGCUACAGGCAAUCCACUUCUGUUGGAGGUGGGCUUGGUGGCCAAUCCUCCUUCCGAGCUCCAAGUAUCCAUGGUGGAUCUGGGGGCCGAGGCGUUUCUGUCUCAUCCGCUAGAUUUGUCAGCUCUGGGGCUGGAGGUGGCCUGGGCAGUGGAUAUGGAGGAGGACUGAGUGGAGGUAGCUUUGGUGGUGGCUUUGGCAGUGGCUUUGGUGGUGGCUUUGGCAGUGGCUUUGGAGGAGGCUAUGGAGGAGGCUUUGGUGGUGGGUAUGGUAGCAGUGCAAAUGCCAACGAUGGCCUCCUUUCUGGCAAUGAAAAGAUAACUAUGCAGAAUCUGAAUGACCGUUUGGCAAGCUACCUGGACAAGGUGCGUGCCCUGGAGGAGGCCAACACAAAUCUAGAAGUGAAAAUCCGAGACUGGUACCAGAAGCAGGGCCCUGCUAGCCCAGCCCGUGACUACAGCCAAUAUUACAAGACCAUUGAGGACCUCAAAGACAAGAUUUGUAAUGCAACCCUUGACAAUAACAAAAUUGUCCUGCAGAUUGACAAUGCCAGGCUGGCUGCUGAUGACUUCAAAACAAAGUUUGAGUCUGAGCAGGCCAUGCGCAUGAGUGUUGAGGCUGACAUCAAUGGACUCCGCCGUGUCCUGGAUGAGCUGACCUUGGCUAGAACUGAUCUGGAGUUGCAGAUUGAAAGCCUGAAGGAGGAGCUGGCCUACCUUAAGAAGAAUCAUGAGGAGGAAAUGAGUGCUCUGUCUGGGCAGCUGACUGGCCAUGUGAGUGUUGAAGUUGAUUCUGCUCCAGGCAUCGAUCUCACCAAGAUCUUGGCUGAUAUGAGAGACCAGUAUGAACUGCUGGCUGACAAGAACAGGAGGGAUGCUGAAUCUUGGUUUACCACUAAGACUGAAGAACUGAACCGAGAAGUUGCUGUCAACACUGAACAACUUCAGUCCAGCAAGACUGAAAUCACAGACUUGAGGCGUACCCUCCAAGGCUUGGAGAUUGAGCUGCAAUCUCAACUCAGCAUGAAAGCUGCUCUGGAAGGCUCCUUGGCAGACACAGAGAACCGCUAUAGUGCUCAGUUGUGCCAGAUCCAGGGUGUGAUCAGCGACAUUGAAGCACAGCUGGUGGAGGUCCGCUCAGACAUGGAACGUCAGAACAGCGAUUAUAAGAUGUUGAUGGACAUCAAGAGCCGACUGGAGCAAGAGAUUCAAACCUACCGCCAGCUUCUGGAAGGACAAGACCUCCACUUCUCAGGGGCUGACUCUGGAACUAAUGACAAAGUGGGAGAUGGCAAGAAGCACUAAAGAGCAUGCCUUCUUCAAGCAGAAAUGCCUGUAACAGACCCAGGAUUUGAAAUGGACCAUUGCUGUAGCCCACAGAUGAAAAUAAAGCAUAACUUGCAAUCACUUCCUUAAACUCGGUGGCUGAAUAGCAUAUGAUGACUUACCUCUUUUACUUAGCUGUUCCUGCUUUUCCCUUUCAAUGUGGUGUUUCUGCUGCCUAAUAAAACUCUCUUUGGUUCCUGUGCAUCUAAA
Molecule: messenger RNA, 1660 nt
Organism: Sceloporus undulatus (fence lizard)
Lineage: Eukaryota; Metazoa; Chordata; Lepidosauria; Squamata; Phrynosomatidae
Product: keratin, type I cytoskeletal 19-like
Exons: 8
Coding region: 116-1429 (437 amino acids)
Molecular function (GO): structural molecule activity
Source: RefSeq, a predicted model, not a curated record